CAGUUUGGCCAACCAUGAGCUUGUCAUGUUAACCAGAAGCCCCUUCUUCAUUUCCCUCAUCCCCAAAUUUAACUCUUUCAAACAAAACCCUAAUCUCUACACCACUGACACCAGCGUAAAAGAAAAAAAAGCUUGAAACUUCAACUAAAAAGAUGAGAGAUUAAACAUUUCGUAGUAAUUUUUUCACAUUUUUGUUCGAUCUGAAGCAUACCCGCAAAGCAAAUCUCAUAAAUCUCCAAAAAUGGCGCACAUUUCUCGUUUAAAGUUGCAUAAUUUGAAACCUAGGGUUUAUUCAGGGUUUUACACUCUCUCGAGCAGAUCAUCCCUCAAUUCGAUCAAAAACUUCUGUUCAACAAGUUCCAUUGAUGACCCAUCUCAGGAAUCUCUCUCCUCAAAUGAUCAAACCCAAAAGUUACCCGAUAAAUCAGAGAAAUCUGAGCUGGGCAUUGUUCAAACCCAAAUAAUACCCGAAGAAAAACAGAAAUUUGAGGUGGGUAUUGUUGCCGAAGGUGAAAAUGUGCAGAAACAGAGGAGUAAAAGAGGUAAGCAUCGUAACCCAGAAAAAUUAGAGGAUUUAAUUUGUAGAAUGAUGGCAAGUAGAGAUUGGACAACUCGUUUACAGAACUCAAUUCGUAAUUUAGUGCCUCAAUUUGAUCAAAAUCUUGUAUUGAAUGUAAUUGAGAAUGCUAGGAGUUCGGAGCAUUCGCUUCAGUUCUUCCGGUGGGUCGAGCGGUCGGGUUUAUUUAAGCAUGAUAGGGAGACUCACAUGAAAAUUAUUGAGAGAUUGGGCCGAGCUUCGAAAGUUAAUCAUGCUAGGUGUAUUUUAAUGGAUAUGCCUAGUAAAAGUGUGGAAUGGGAUGAGGAUAUGUUUGUUGUUUUGAUUGAUAGUUAUGGUAGGAAUGGCAUUGUUCAGGAGUCAGUGAAGAUUUUUCAGCAGAUGAAGGAAAUGGGUGUUGAGAGGAGUGUCAAAUCGUAUGAUGCUUUGUUUAAGGCGAUAUUGCGACGUGGGAGGUAUAUGAUGGCGAAGAGGUAUUAUAAUAAGAUGUUGGGGGAAGGGAUUGCCCCGACGAAGCAUACUUUUAAUUUGUUGCUGUGGGGUUUUUUUCUUUGUCAGAAGGUGGAGACUGCUAAUAGAUUUUAUGAGGAUAUGAGUAGCAGAGGGAUUAUGCCUGAUGUGGUUACUUAUAACACGAUGAUUAAUGGGUUUUAUAGGUUGAAGAAGUUGGAAGAGGCUGAGAAGUUUUUUAUAGAGAUGAAAGGUAGGAAUAUAGCGCCGACUGUUAUUAGCUAUACGACUAUGAUUAAGGGGUAUGUAUCAAUGGGAAAGGUGGAUGAUGCACUUAGAAUGUUUGAGGAGAUGAAGGGUUUCGGUAUCAACCCUAAUGCUCUCACCUACACGACGCUUUUGCCUGGUCUCUGUGAUGCUAUGAAAAUGUCUGAUGUACAAAUGAUCUUGAAUGAGAUGGUGGAGAGACAUACCCCUCCAAAGGAUAACUCAGUCUUUAUUAAGUUGUUGAACUGCCAGUGCGAAUCAGGUAACUUGGAUGCAGCUGCUGAUGUGCUUAAAGCAAUGAUAAGGCUAAGCAUUCCAACAGAGGCUGGACACUAUGGAGUCUUAAUUGAGAACUUCUGUAAUGCCAAGGUAUACGAUCGAGCUGUGAAAUUGGUGGAUAAACUAAUUGAGAAAGAUAUAAUACUGAGGCCUCAAAGUACCCUGGAUAUGCAGCCUACUUCCUAUAACGGCAUCAUCGAAUAUCUUUGUAACAAUGGCCAGACAGAAAAAGCGGAAAUACUUUUCAGGCAGCUGAUGAAAAAGGGUGUUCAGGACCCAGUUGCUUUCAAUAAUUUGAUACGUGGGCAUUCGAGAGAACACAACCCUGAAGGCGCAUUUGAAAUGUUGAAUAUCAUGAUUCGGAGAGGGGUUUCAUCAGAAGCAGAUGCUUACAGAUUACUCAUCCAUAGUUUCUUGGAGAAAGGUGAACCAGCGGAUGCAAAAACAGUGCUUGAUAGUAUGAUCGAGAAUGACCACUUGCCCGACUCAGCUUUGUUCAGGACAGUUAUGGAAGGUCUCUUCAAAGAUGAAAGGGUGCAAACUGCGAGUCGUGUGAUGAAGACUAUGCUGGAGAAGGGAGUGACGGAAAAUAUGGACCUAGCUACUAAGAUUCUUGAGGCUCUAUUCAUGAGAGGUCAUGUUGAGGAAGCCCUUGGAAGAAUUGAGCUACUUAUGCAGAGUGGAUGUGCACCUGAAAUUGACAAGCUUUUAUCAGUUCUUAGUCAGAAAGGGAAGACAAUUGCUGCCCUUAAACUUCUAGAUUUUGCUCUAGAGAGAGAUUUUACAUUGGACUUUUCCAGUUAUGAUCAGGUGUUAGAUGCCCUUUUAUCUGCCGGGAAGACCCUGAAUGCUUACUCAAUCUUGUGCAAAAUUUCAAUGAAAGGAGGGGGUUUGACUGAUCAGAAGAGCUUUAAGAGCCUAAUUAAGACCCUGAAUGAAGAAGGAAACACGAAACAAGCUGAUGUUUUGUCAAGAAUGAUGACGGGUGAUAAAAGUCUCAGUUCGAAGAAAGGGAAGAAACAAGAGAUCCUAGCUUAGAACUGACCCUUUUUUAGUUCUGCAUUUGUUUUGUAGAUUGAAGCUGGACUUUGAUAUCCCCUUCCAAAUUUUUCAGGGAGUAAUAAUUCCAGUGAGAUGAUGUGUACCUUAUACUCGCUUUUAUCAAUUUUUUGUUUUGA
Messenger RNA from Beta vulgaris subsp. vulgaris (sugar beet), 2730 nucleotides. RefSeq names its product pentatricopeptide repeat-containing protein At2g37230. The record is from RefSeq and is a predicted model, not a curated record. NCBI's taxonomy places the organism in Eukaryota, Viridiplantae, Streptophyta, Magnoliopsida, Caryophyllales, Amaranthaceae. The transcript has a single exon. The coding region runs from base 242 to 2590 and encodes 782 amino acids. Gene Ontology annotation, molecular function: protein binding.